CGCCUCACAUAGCGGGCGGGGCCUAGCCAGGGAGGGACGUACGUCACUUCCGUUCCGUGGUGGAGAGCGCUGGCUCCGGACGGUGGUGGCGGUUAGUGCGACGGUUGCUGGCAGCCUUCGAGGGACAAUGAGCGACAGCGGGGAGCAGAACUACGGCGAGCGGGAAUCCCGUUCUGCUUCCAGAAGCGGAAGUGCUCAUGGGUCCGGCAAGUCUGCAAGGCACACUCCUGCAAGAUCUCGAUCCAAGGAGGACUCCAGGCGAUCCAGGUCAAAAUCUAGAUCCAGGUCUGAAUCAAGAUCUAGGUCAAGGAGGAGUUCUCGUAGACACUAUACAAGAUCACGCUCUCGUUCCCGCUCUCACAGGAGGUCCCGGAGCAGGUCUUAUAGUCGGGAUUAUCGACGACGACACAGUCACAGCCAUUCUCCUAUGUCUACUCGUAGGCGUCAUGUUGGAAACAGGGCAAAUCCUGACCCAAACUGUUGUCUCGGUGUGUUUGGAUUGAGUCUGUACACCACAGAAAGGGACCUGAGAGAAGUGUUCUCCAAGUAUGGCCCAAUUGCUGAUGUUUCCAUUGUGUAUGACCAGCAGUCUCGGCGUUCAAGAGGAUUUGCAUUUGUGUAUUUUGAAAAUGUUGAUGAUGCAAAGGAGGCUAAAGAGCGUGCCAAUGGAAUGGAACUUGAUGGGAGAAGAAUCCGGGUAGAUUUCUCCAUAACAAAAAGGCCGCACACCCCUACACCUGGAAUCUACAUGGGGAGACCAACUUAUGGCAGCUCCCGACGAAGAGAUUACUAUGACAGAGGGUAUGACAGAGGAUAUGAUGAUCGUGAAUAUUACAGCAGAUCUUAUAGAGGAGGUGGUGGUGGAGGAGGAGGAGGAUGGAGAGCUGCCCAGGACAGGGAUCAGAUCUACAGGAGAAGAUCACCAUCCCCAUACUACAGCCGAGGAGGUUACAGAUCUCGCUCCAGGUCUCGAUCCUAUUCACCUCGUCGCUAUUAAAACAUGAAGUGUAGAGGAAUUUCUAACUACAGCCCUUGAGCUGGGAUCACAGAUAUGUGGACAAUAUUUUUAUUGUCUGUUCUGUUUAAAAAGUGAGCAGUGCCUAGGGAAUAGGUGACUUUUACACCUUUUUAUGAAGACUACUUUUUGGUGAAGUUAAAAUGCUGUUUCAUUCUGCAUAUCUGUGUAGUUUGGUGCUUUGUUCAAAGUUGUGUUUUUGAAAGGAGUAUGUUUUGCAUGUAUUUUUUUAGUCAGAAUUUUGACUGCUGAAAGGUUUCUAUUAUACAAAACUGUUCAUUUAAAAUUUUUUCUACUGAUUCCAGGAUAUUCUGAAGAUCAAACCUGUGUAAAAUGCUUUCAAAUAGUAAAAAAUAAUAAACAGUUUGAUUUUUACUUCCCAAAUCUUAUGCAUAGCCAAAGUAAUCUGUUCCUCCAAUUCUCAAAUUCAAUCGCUAAUUAACUAAGAGAAAAGCCAGUCAUCGCCCUUCUCCACAGCCUGCCAGAAUAUGCAUAGUAUGAAGCCCAUUAAUAAAAAGUUGUUUAUACUGCUUUUA
Gopherus flavomarginatus (Mexican gopher tortoise) is the source of this 1551-nucleotide messenger RNA. RefSeq names its product transformer 2 beta homolog (gene TRA2B). The transcript is spliced from 9 exons. Gene Ontology annotation, biological process: positive regulation of mRNA splicing, via spliceosome. Lineage: Eukaryota; Metazoa; Chordata; Testudines; Testudinidae. Bases 128 to 997 code for a protein of 289 amino acids. Gene Ontology annotation, cellular component: spliceosomal complex. Gene Ontology annotation, molecular function: RNA binding. The record is from RefSeq and is a predicted model, not a curated record.